This is a messenger RNA of Anthostomella pinea, 1071 nucleotides long. NCBI's taxonomy places the organism in Eukaryota, Fungi, Ascomycota, Sordariomycetes, Xylariales, Xylariaceae. The record is from the annotation of a GenBank genome assembly.
AUGGGUGUCGGAAGAUAUGUCUGCGUGGCUCUGCCAUUCAUUCUGACAGUAGCCAGCAUCAUCUGCGGCCUGAUUGCUGGUCUCACCGGUGUCAGUAGCAACAACCUCCACCUAUUCCGAAUCGACAUCACCAAUCUCUCGGUCGACGUUACCCAACUCUCAAGCCUCAUCAACAAUGCCAGCGAUCUCGUCUCUCGCUCACCCGACCCCGUCGAGUGGCACGACUCCACGCUCCUGGACAAGGCAUCCGACGCCGUCGACGAGGCGGAGGACAAGGCCGGCGAUGUCAGCGGCAUUGCUGGCUCGCUCUCCAGCCAAGUCGGGGAUACACGCAUCUACGCCGCCAACCUGAGUCUUGCCAACAUCUACGAUUUCAACAUUUGGGGCUACUGUAUGACAUCUCAGAACGGGUCCAAGACUUGCACCAAGGCAGAAUUUGACUGGGCAACGAAGAACCUGAAUACCUCCUGGAUCGACCAGUUCAGCGAGGUCUCCCACCUGAACCUCACUAUCCCAGACGGGCUCAAUGACGGACUCAACACAUACAAGACUGUCAACAAGUGGACCGAGGUGGUGUAUAUCAUUUCGAUGGUGGCGCUCGGUCUCGAACUGUUUGUCGGCCUGUUCUCCGCCUACUCGCGCGGCGUGUCCUGCCUCGUUUGGCUCAUCUCUGGUUUCGCCACUGCCGCGGUCAUCGCUGCCGCCGUCCUGAUGACGGUCAUGGGCUCCGUCGUCGUCGGUGCCGUCUUGGGCGUCUCGAGCCAGUACGGUGUCAAGGCCAGCGUGGACACUAGUUUUCUGGCCACUAUCUGGAUUGGUGUCGCAUUCGCCCUUGGCGCCAGUCUCUUCUGGCUGUUCUCGGCGUGCUGCUGCAAGUCCGAGAAGCGCAGCCACAAGCGAGGUGGAAGCAGCGAGAAGUUCCUGCCUCCCACUGGUUCGUAUGCUCCCAUCGGGGAACACCAAAACCGCACUUCUGGCUACGGGUACAACAACUUCGGGGCACCCCAACGCGGAGGAGGACGAUCGGAUCUCGCAUACGAGCCGUACUCUCACUCCCCCUCCCAUGUCUAA